Fragaria vesca subsp. vesca is the source of this 1191-nucleotide messenger RNA. RefSeq names its product polygalacturonase-like. NCBI's taxonomy places the organism in Eukaryota, Viridiplantae, Streptophyta, Magnoliopsida, Rosales, Rosaceae. Gene Ontology annotation, molecular function: polygalacturonase activity. Gene Ontology annotation, biological process: carbohydrate metabolic process. The transcript is spliced from 4 exons. The record is from RefSeq and is a predicted model, not a curated record. Bases 1 to 1191 code for a protein of 396 amino acids.
AUGGCUAUGAUCAUCAAUCACUGCGCAACCCUACUACUUAUCUCUCUUUUCUUGUUAAUAUUAUCGUUUGGGUUAUCGAAUGCAGCCGCAACUUAUAAUGUGAUGAAAUAUGGGGCAAAAGCAGAUGGGAUCACAGACUCAACCCAAGCAUUUCUCAAGACAUGGGCAGCAGCAUGCAGCUCUCGCCAGACAGCCUUCAUGUACGUCCCCAAAGGAAGGUUCUUGCUGAAAGCUGCAGUAUUCAGAGGCCCUUGCAAGAGUAGGGUUCUGGUUCAGAUAGACGGAACUCUCAUUGCCCCUACUGAUUAUCGCGCUUUGGGAAACUCCGGCUACUGGAUCUUGUUCAUUAAGAUCAAUGGACUUGGCGUUUACGGUGCUAAACUCGAUGCCAAGGGAGCUGGCUUUUGGGCUUGCCGGAAAUCUGGAAAGAGCUGCCCUGUUGCAGCUAGGUCGAUAACGUUCAAUUGGGUAAACAACCUUGUGAUAAGUGAUUUAGUAUCCAUAAACAGCCAGGAAACUCAUCUUGUGAUCAACAGCUGCAAAAAUGUGGUGGUUCGAAACGUUAAGCUGUCUGCUCCGGCCGACAGCCCCAACACUGAUGGCAUUCAUGUGCAGGGCUCAACUUGGGUUACUAUCACCGGUGCAACAUUGAUGACCGGAGACGAUUGUGUAUCGAUUGGUCCGGGCACCAAACACCUCCACAUGAACAAAAUCAUGUGCGGCCCAGGACAUGGUGUAAGCAUUGGUAGUCUAGGCAAGGAUGUGAAGGAAGCUGGGGUGCAAGAUGUGACGUUGACGAAUGCAGUUUUCAGUGGAUCGGAUAAUGGAGUACGAAUAAAGACAUGGGCAAGAGCCAGCACUGGGUUUGUGACCAACAUUCUCUUUCAGAACAUCGUGAUGAGGAAUGUUAAGAACCCCGUCAUCAUCGAUCAGAACUAUUGCCCAAGUAAAAACUGCCCUAACCAGAGUUCUGGUGUGAAGAUUAGUCAGGUGACAUACAAGAACAUACAAGGGACGUCGGCGACGGCGGAGGCAGUGACAUUUGAUUGCAGCCCAAGUAACCCAUGCAGAAGGAUAAAAUUGCAGGACAUCAAGCUUACGUACCUGAAUAAGGUAGCCACAUCUUCAUGCAACAACAUUGAUGGAACCAGCACCGGAGUACUCAUGCCCCAGAGUUGCGUCAGAAGUUGA